Molecule: messenger RNA, 693 nt
Organism: Aspergillus terreus NIH2624
Lineage: Eukaryota; Fungi; Ascomycota; Eurotiomycetes; Eurotiales; Aspergillaceae
Product: Fcf2 domain-containing protein
Exons: 3
Coding region: 1-693 (230 amino acids)
Biological process (GO): RNA processing
Cellular component (GO): nucleolus
Molecular function (GO): RNA binding
Source: RefSeq, a predicted model, not a curated record
AUGGAGGCAGCAAUCAAACAAUCUGCUACAUCGCAGGCUCAGGAAGAUUGUAUGGCAGACGAUGAUAUUCACCGGUUACUUCUUGAGGCUGAGGAAAGGUUGCGAGCUACGAAAACCACGAACGAUAACACUGAUGCCUUAGUGCCAAGCGUUCCGAAGCUCUUACCAGACACUUCCCUCCAACCAUAUGUCCGCCAGCAAAAUGAUGUUGCAACGGCAGAUCCCUCUGCUCGUAUUCCUCAUGAUCUCAAAAAGAAUGCAGCCAACACGUCGGAGUUGGCGAAGGUCAAUCCAGUGAAGGGCCAAGCGCAGAAAAAGGAAAAACCCACCGCAGGUGACGAUUGGUUCAACCUUCCCAAGACCGAAUUAACCCCCGAACUCAAAAGAGACCUCCAAAUGCUCAGGAUGCGAUCCGUGCUAGACCCCAAAAGACAUUACAAGAAGGAAAACGGCAAAUUCAAAGUUCCUACCUACUCCCAGGUGGGAACCAUCAUCGAAGGCCCAACAGAAUUCUUCAGUGGCCGCAUCGCCAAGAAAGACCGCAAGAAGACAUUCGUUGAAGAAGCCAUGGUUCAGGAGAGGGAGACUCGUCGUUUCGAGUCCAAAUACAGAGACAUCCAGGCUGCGAAGCAGAGUGGUAAGAAGUCUUACUACAACAAGCUGCGAGCCAAGAGGAACACCAGAGGCAAGUGA